Messenger RNA from Iphiclides podalirius (scarce swallowtail), 759 nucleotides. The record is from the annotation of a GenBank genome assembly. Lineage: Eukaryota; Metazoa; Arthropoda; Insecta; Lepidoptera; Papilionidae.
AUGAACACUGACUACGACAAUAGUGGAGAUGAAAAAGAUUUCAGCGAUAAGAAUAACAAGGUAGAAAAUUACGAUGAUGAUGGAUAUCGAAAAGAACAAUGGCACAACUAUCCCAGGCAGUUGGAUCAUCUUCACAGGCAAGACACGCGCGAUGAAUCAAACGAGGCAGCAAUAGCUGAGCGCAGUGAAAUAGAACCAAUUGACAGACAGUUUGAUGAUUUUACCAGAAACGAAUUCAGAUUAAGAAGUGCAUAUGAUGAUCACAAUGUAUAUGAAAACGUUGUAGCCGCCACUGACCCCUUUUUAGUUCUUAGAGUACAGUUAACAUAUUUACGAGAUGAUGUGAACAGAAACGACUUCAAUCAAUAUCCUAAUUCAUUUUCAUCAAAAUCCGAAAAUGAUCCUAGAAGAAACAUGGAAGACAAUAAUUUGUUUUUGGAAGAUAUCGAAUCUACGGCCCAUUUAGUAAAGGUAAAGAGAGAGGACCCUACCAAAAUCGGAGAUAAUGAAAUUACUCAUGAAGGAUCAUUUAUCUCCGAAAUAGAAAAUUCGUCGGGCAGUAAGAAAGCAGUGAAAAAACGACUCUUUUCACUUUGGAGCCGCCUACAAAGUCUAUCACACAGAGGCCAUGAGCUUCACCAUCGACGACAUAUGCACGCAUUCUACAGCUCACCUGAUAAUAUCAAAGGAAAUGGAAUCGUAACAGCUCAAACCAGGGCCACUUUCGUCCGACCACCGGGCUCUCCUUUACGAUGGGGU